Messenger RNA from Sitodiplosis mosellana (orange wheat blossom midge), 684 nucleotides. Its product is annotated as pickpocket protein 28-like. The coding region runs from base 1 to 684 and encodes 227 amino acids. NCBI's taxonomy places the organism in Eukaryota, Metazoa, Arthropoda, Insecta, Diptera, Cecidomyiidae. Gene Ontology annotation, biological process: sodium ion transmembrane transport. Gene Ontology annotation, molecular function: ligand-gated sodium channel activity. The transcript has 2 exons. The record is from RefSeq and is a predicted model, not a curated record. Gene Ontology annotation, cellular component: membrane.
AUGGCUUCAGGAACGGAGAUUCUAAGGUAUAAUUCACAUUGGAGCUUGGAUAGUGGAUAUAAAUCGAAAUCGGAUGUAAACGAUUAUCCAAUUCGUAUGCAUAAUGCGGGACCAUCUGCUGCGUUUAGUAUUCUACUUUCGACUUUCACAGAGAAUUUGGAAUACAGGUGUAGAGGAUUCGAUCAAGGAUUCAAAGUUGUUCUGAGUGUACCAGGUGAAGCGUUGAAAUUGUCACGAAAUUUUUUACGAGUACCCACUUCAGCAGACACGUUCAUAAAAAUUACACCCAAAUUGACCACGUUCUCAGAAGGCAUACUCAAAUACACACCAGCGCAACGUCAAUGUUUCCAUAGCGAUGAGCGUCGUUUGCGUUUUUACAAAAUCUACACAAAAAGUAGCUGUGAAGUGGAAUGUUUGGCCAAUUUUACCAAUAUCGAAUGUGGAUGCGUUAAAUUUUCCAUGCCAAGAGAUAAACACACAAAAAUGUGCGGUGGGGCUAGUGUGAAGUGUUAUCGAAUUGCUGAAAAGAGAUUGGCAACCACUGCUCAAUCAUUCCGUGACCAAUGCAAUUGUUUACCUACUUGUACGUCAAUUGAAUACAAAGCAGAAGUCGAUCGAAUCAAUUAUGAUGCUAAGGAUGCUGUAGAAUCUAUGGCGGGUGAUGGCCGAGUCCCUUAUAAGUAG